AUCCGGUCGAGUAGACACCAGAGCGACUCCAAGUUUGGCCCACGUUGACGUUAGUUUCCGAAAAGCUCAAUUUCCCUUAUAAAAUCCCAUGUAUCGCCAUUGAAGAAUCUCACACUUCCCCAACAUCCAUUUCUGGACAAGGAGGAGACGACUGUUGGAUUUUGCCCAUACUUAACUUCUCUUCUUCUUUCUCGCUGUAUAAUAGGAUUCUUCUUACAAAACAUUAACUUUAAUGGCUCAAAUUACACUUGUUGCCGCUCUCUGUGUUCUUGUUCUGUCACAUUCCUUCUUACCGGGAGUGAAAGGAACAACCUUUACCAUAGUAAACAAAUGCGAUUAUGUGGUAUGGCCUGGAAUUCUCUCGAACGCCGGCGUUCUGACGCUCCCCACGACGGGUUUUACUCUCGAAAGAGGCGAAACCAAAACCAUUAACGCGCCGACAUCAUGGGGCGGUCGUUUUUGGGGAAGAACCCAUUGUUCCCAAGAUUCCUCCGGUAAAUUUUCAUGUCUUACCGGCGAUUGUGGAUCCGGGAAGCUUGAAUGUUCGGGGAACGGCGCUGCUCCGCCUGCCACUUUGGCCGAAUUUACUUUGGACGGCGCCGAUGGUCUUGAUUUCUUCGAUGUCAGUUUGGUCGACGGUUACAACAUUCCUUUGUUGGUGGUUCCCCACGGCGGCACGGGGCAAAACUGUACCUACACCGGCUGCGUAGGGGAUCUCAAUGACUCGUGUCCAUCGGAGCUUAAGGUAAUGAACAUAGAAAACGGAGCAGGCAGCGUCGCAUGCAAGAGCGCUUGCGAGGCCUUCCGCCAGCCUCAGUACUGUUGCAGCGGCGCGUAUGGAACACCCGAUACCUGCAAACCGUCUUCGUACUCGGAGGUGUUUAAGAGAGCUUGCCCACGCGCCUACAGUUACGCCUAUGAUGAUAAAACCAGUACCUUCACAUGCGCUAAAGCUGAUUACACGAUUACUUUAUGUCCUUCGCCCAACACUAGCCAGAAAUCAUCAGAAGGGCAGAACACGGAAACAAGUGCAGCGACGACUUCACCUCUAAUAUUCAACAGCACAAUGGUGUACGAAGGUGCGUUCGAGGGAAGCGCGGCAUCAUCGUGCAUAUUCGGCCACGCGGUUGUAGGAGUCAUCGGAAUCACAAUGGCGAUGCGUUGGGUCUUCUAAGUUUAUGUGUAGGAUAGGGACCAUGAGAUAGAGCCCAAGGACAGGCUAGACCUAGGCCUCAGCUAACGCUAUCCCGUUGCGGAUGUGGAUGUCCGUAUCAUCAUGGGCCAUGGCCCACGUUGAUCUGGCUAUUACGUCGGUUGAGUUUGAAGUAAAAAACAUACGGUUGAAGAGGCUCUUAGUUUUAAGAAAUAUGUUCUAGCUUCUCUUUUUAGGUUGAUAAACAUAGGAGGGAUGGGAUUGGGAUUCAUUUCAUUGCAGGUUUUUUACUUUUCUCUAAUAUAUAAAUUAUUUACUAAUAUUUAAUAAAAUAAUUAUUUUAG
Molecule: messenger RNA, 1497 nt
Organism: Hibiscus syriacus
Lineage: Eukaryota; Viridiplantae; Streptophyta; Magnoliopsida; Malvales; Malvaceae
Product: thaumatin-like protein 1
Exons: 3
Coding region: 233-1174 (313 amino acids)
Biological process (GO): defense response
Cellular component (GO): extracellular region
Source: RefSeq, a predicted model, not a curated record